UGCCAGCCAAUCUGCCUGCCUGCUGUGGGAAUCAGCCCGAAGAACGGGCCGGGACGAUCACAUGACUGGGAAGGCAGUCAAGCCCAUUCCACGAGGCUUGCUGGAAAAGUUCACUACAGUAUCACAAAGAAACAAGAGACGGAUUUUGUGUGAUUUUAAAUCGUUUCCCUGAACUUCGCACGCUCGGUAAAUGUGCUCGGUCCUUUGAAUUUCCCCAGAUCGCAACUACGUGUCUGAUUUGACAGAGAGUUUCUUUCCGGCCUGUGUGGCUUCAGUUUAUAAAAAAAAAAAUUUGGGUUUGCAGUAAAAAUGCAUACAAAGGCGUUGUGGUCUUCUUUUCUUUGGGCCCUGCUUUGAUGAAAGCCUUUAGCUUUCAUCAAAGAUUUUACUAAAAAAUAAACGACUGUUUGCAAGAAAUGGAAGCCCUCCUUUCAAACGAGCCUUGAUUCUGUAAUCUUUCUAGUUGUAAGAAUGGAAGGGAAAGAGUGAGUCGCAUGACUGUUUUGAAAGAGUUGUCCUGUAUAGUUAGAUAGAUGCAGAAAGAUUUGGAUCAUCUGUUUUGAAGACUAUUGUGAGAAAUGACAACGAAAGUCUCUCUUUACAGUGUAUACAACAGGAUCAGCCAUGCACGCUGUACAAUCCAACAGAAGAAUGAAUCACCAGUCUGUGGCAAAAUCAAACGCCAAAACUGUGACCUAGUAAAAGUUUUAAGAAGGCAGUUGUUUUCAAGAUAUUCAAUCUAUUUAAAGCAUUCAAGAGAAUGAUGAUUAAUAUUGAUGAGAACCAACUGCUAAUGCUAGAACAUAUAUUGAAUGUUCCCUUCCACAUUUUCCAUAUCGAAAGUAUUUUGUCUUGCUUUUUUGAGCUAUCGUGAUCCAUGUUUUCUAACUAUAUUCCAAAUGGUGCUGCUGAUGCAAUGCUCAGAUUGCACUGUCUGCUCUUCAGUUAUCAAUUAUCCUCUAUAUGAGGAUAUUUAAUAUUGUUUGUGUUAUAUGUUAUCUAAUCUGGUGAUAUAGCUUUCAUUGACUAUGUAACACAAACAAUCCAAGUUGCCUUUCCCAGGGAAAGCUGGCAUAGAAUACAAGGCUCAUUUCUAUAAACCACAAAUAUUUAUUAAGAAAUCAUAUUAUAGCUAACUUUGUUGAAAAGAAACUGCAUUUUCUAACAUGCUGAGUUGCAAUAUAUUAGCAGUGAGAAAAUGCAUACUCAUUGUGAACAACAAUGCUGAAUGGAGUAUAGCUCUGUGAGUAUCACACGUAGUAGAUAGUGUCUGUGACUUCAUAAAUUACAGUACAAUAUAGGUGCCAUAUGUCAAAUAAAUUAAUGAAUAGAAUAGAAUAGAAUUUUUAUUGGCCAAGUGUGAUUGGACACACAAGGAAUUUAUCUUGGUGCAUAUGCUCUCAAUGUACAUAAAAGAAAAGAUACGUUCAUCAAGAAUCAUAAGGUACAACACUUAAUGAUAGCCAUAGGGUCCAAAUAAGCAAUCAGGAAACAAUAUCAAUAUCAAUAUCAAUAUAAAGUGCAAUAUAGUAAUAACUAGUAAACUUGUUUGAAUGUUAGAUGUUUCCAACAAUGUAAACUAAUACAUAUUAGCAAGGCUACUUGCUCUCUCUCCUUUAUUAUUUUUAAUAUAUAUGUUUGGGUUCUGCAUCCUCAAAAGGAAAGUACAUCCCCCCCCAUUUUAAAUUGAAAAAUAAACUUGUUCAGUCUUGCUCCCUAUAGAAAGCUUGUCCAAUUUUAAUAUGUGUGAAAUUGGGUAAAUGAAGACUCCAAUAAAAUGUAGAUAACUCUUGGCUGAUUUACAUUAUUCUACAAUAGCUAUUGAUCUGGUGCAGCUAGGAAUUAAGAUAAUUGUCUUGAUUGAGUGAUGUUUCAUUUCCUAGAAAAAUUAAAAACACUCCAUUUUUUGGCCUCCAAAAGUGAGAAAGUCAUUAGAUAAUGAAAUAUAAAGUGAAUGCCAAAUAAGUUACCGAAGAUACUCCUGUAGUUACCUUUACAGAGUGCUUUGUCACUACAUAAUCUGGUAGGAAUAUCAGAUUACAUGUUCUUUAUAAUCUGGUGCAACAGAUCAUUUGAAUUUAAUGAUCUUGAAAUAUAUAACUGCCUGAUCUGCAACUGCUUGGAAAGCAGAAGUCAGUACAUGAGGCUCUACUUAUUAAAUUAGUGAGGUUAUUGCCUUGUUUUUAUUUUGUCUGCUUGCAGUGUGUUCUGACCUUGUUAUAUACAUCCAUUCCCACAUGCUAAUUUAUUCAUCAUUGGGUAUUCUCUUACUACUUUUUGUUGAAGGCAAUAUGACUAGUCCAAUAAAUUUGUUAUCUGAUGGAGAAUAGGAAAUGUGUUUCUUCUCAAGUUGGUCUCUAAAUUUGAGUAUAAUAUGAUCAUUUUUUCAAAGAUGUCAUCUUCAAUUUUAACCAAUUCCUCUUUGCUGGUAAGGAUUAGGUUGAGAAUACUAGAUCCUCAUGUUCUUUCAUCUACCUCCUGACAAAUGAAGUUGUCAAUAAUAGGAAAGAAAAAUUUCUUGGAACUUUGACUCUUGGCAGAGAUAGAUUCCCAGAAGAUAUAAAAAAAAUUAGAAUCCUCAUUAUCACUGAUGCAUGUCUCUUUGAAAGUGAGGCAUUUUAUUUGUGUCUUUUGACUGUCCAGGCAGUGAAUAAUAAACUCCCACUAUCACUUUUGUUUUUUUCUCACCUUUUACUUUUUCAAUAAAUCCACACUUUCAGCAAGGUGUUAUAUACUCUGAUUUUUUUAUUUCUGAUUUUUUUCCCUUAUAUUCAGUAAACACUCCAUUCCUUCUGUUGCACUUCUCCUUUUGAGUAAAUUCUACCCUUCCAGUACUAUAUAUCAAUCAUGAGUAUCAUCCCAUCAAGUUUUAAUUAUAUCUGUCACAUCAUAUUUAUCUACCUGAGAGAAGGUAAAUUGUCUAUUUCUCCCUGUUUAUGCUCAUGCUUUGCUGUUGAAUUGUUUAUGAUCCUGUCAAAUUCUGAGUCCCUGUUCUGACCUUCUGUUUUUCCCAUUGUAUUCUGGUUUUUUGGUCCCAAUCUUUGACUGGAUAUUCAGUUUUUAGCUUUGCCGCCCUCCAUCUUUUAUUCUAGUUUAGUGCCUUGAUGAGAGUAAUAAAGCAUCUGGCAAACACUUUCUUCCCAGGUCCUAUAAUGCAAACGCUUCUUGCAACCCCAUCUAUGUAGCCAGCUAUUGACUGCUAUGAUUCUGUUUUCUCUUCUUAUACUUUUACCCCCAGCUGAAAUAACUGAUACAAAAUUGCCUCUUUUAUUUAUUAUUUAGAUUUUUUAAUCCAGUCUUUAUUAUUUUAACUCAAGACAGUGAACAUAUAUAAUACUCCUUCCUUGUCUGUUCCCCACAACAACUUUAUGAGGUAAAUUGGGCUGAGAGAGAGUGACUGCCCUGUCAGCCAACUGGCUUUCAUACCUAAGACAGGACUAGAACUCACAAGCUCCUGGUUUCUACUAUAGGCUAGCAUUUUCACCAUUACAUCAAAUUGGCUUUUCUCAGUUUACUAUCUUUCUGUCCAAGGCAUCAUAGUUUCCAGAGAUUCUCCUUAUUCACUCUUCUACAUAUUUUCUGAUUGGUCAAAAAUCCCACAAAACUAAUGGUUUAUAUCAAGUGUUGAAAAAAAUGUUAAGCCAUUUUUCUCCUUGAAAGUCCUGAAGACCAAGAUAUGGAAGGCAUAGUCAGAUGAAUCCCUGCAAAUGGAGAAACAGGUUAAAAUUGCCAUAAGCGUCAUCAUUAAAAAAAAGAGAAAGACCAAAGUGUUAGUUAAUUACAUAAAAGAACAAGACUCAGCAGUCAAACACUGUUGAUGUUACAGGAUCAGAGAAAUCUAGAACUGCAUUCAAAUACAUCCUUGUGUCAAUGUGCUCUUAGUUAGUAGUUUAGCCCUUGGUUUGACUUGCUUUACCAAAGGUCAUCUGAAUUCUUCAUGUUGGCUCUCAAAAGGAGGCAUCUAUAGAAAAAUGAGAAGACAGCAGGCUAAGAAGCUAAGCCAUCUAUAUGGGAAACUCUGCUAGUUAUACUGAGAUCUGUGUGGCCUCUCUUUCCACAGUGAUGUAACUUUUCUGGUUGGCAAAGAGAAGCAGAAAGUCUUUGCCCAUCGCUGUCUACUCUCCACCCGCUGCCAAGUUCUCCAUGCAAUGCUAAACCAUGAGAUUCAAGUCCCACUGAUCCUGAAUCGCAUACAGCCAGAAGUGUUCCUUACAAUCAUUGAGUACCUGUACACCAAUGGUGUAACUCUCAACAAUCUUACUGCCCUUGAGGUUUUGACUUCAUCCAUUGAAUAUGGGUUAAAUGACCUCAGAAAGCUAUGCAUUGAAUUCAUCAAAGACACACUAAACGUGAACCAAGCAUGUGAGGCCUUUCAGGCAGCAGUAGCCUAUGGACUACUAGAUUUGCAAACAUAUUGCUUGGCCUUCAUUGAGAAUUAUACUCAGGAAGUGACCCAAACACGUGGGUUCUUGGAACUCUCAGAACAGGCAAUGCAAAUUAUUUUGCAGAGUGACUGUUUGGCUAUUGAUGAGGUGAAGCUGAUCCAUACUGUACGAGAAUGGGCUCAUGUUGGGUCUGCUGUGCUUGAUAGGACAGUGCAUGACAUGGCACGAACGGUGGUGCCACAGCUCCGUCUGGCUCUGCUGUCCCCAAGGGAACUGACCUCUCUGGAAGAAGAGAACAAAAAAGACCAGAUGAUUCCGAGAGUUUUGCUGAGGCCUGGAAAACCCAUGCUCUGUGGAAGAGGCGUGGGAUGCAAUCCUCAUGCCAGCGCCGGCGUGGCACAUUGCCUCGAGUCCAUCAUCGCCACCUUGACCCCCAGCAUAAGUGACAUGAUAUCCUUGGGAUGAGAGAGGAAGCAGCACUUUUCGUGCCCAGCCAAGGGCCAGUUUGGUCUAGUGAUUAAGGCACCAGGCUAGAAACCAGAUCUAGUCCUGCCAUAAGCAUGAAAGCUGAUUGGGUGAUUUUGGGUCAAUCACUCUCUUUCAGUCCAACCCACAUCACAGGAUUGGUGCUGUUGUAGGGAAAAUAGAAGGAGAAAGGAGUAUUAGGUAUGAUCACUGCCUUGAGUUACUUAUAAAAAAAAUUCCUUUCUUUGAUAUGGGCUGCUGCCCUUGGAUGCUGUAUGUCAGGGGUCUCCAACCUUGACAACUUUAAGACUUGUGGACUUCAACUCCCAGAGUUCUUCUGUAUUCUCUGAAUCAUUGACCUACCUAGCAACCAGGCACUCAAACAAAUAAAUCUAGGCAGGGCCUGGAUCUUGAUCCAAAGCAGCCUGGGUAUCUGACAUUUACUUGAUUGGAACAGCAGAUACAUUAUGUUAAUAGCCACAGCAGAGUCAGAUCUGAUUCACUUUGAAUUCUGAGAGUUGAAGUCCACAAGUCUUAAAGUUGCCAAGGUCGGAGACCCCUGCUGUAUGUACAUAAUCUGGUCCAGAAUUUGGGGUUGAUCUGCUGUUCCUUCCAGCAAAGGUGAACAAUUUAAUUUUUUUUAAAAAGAGCUUUUAAUCAUCAAGGAAACUUGUCAGCUCUGUAGCCAUUCCUUAUAUUAAUUCCUCCACUUUAACCCAUUUGCUUCCAUUUGCUAUUAAAGAUGGCGCUGCCUUGUCUUCCACACUAUCUCUUCUGUUCCUUUUGAGCAAAUAGCUAUACUCCAGUCAUAGGGCCCAUCCCACCAGCUCUUUGUUGUACCUAUUAAAUAUUUGCCUUCCUGUCUGAA
Pantherophis guttatus is the source of this 5718-nucleotide messenger RNA. The record is from RefSeq and is a predicted model, not a curated record. Lineage: Eukaryota; Metazoa; Chordata; Lepidosauria; Squamata; Colubridae.